Molecule: messenger RNA, 1410 nt
Organism: Radiomyces spectabilis
Lineage: Eukaryota; Fungi; Mucoromycota; Mucoromycetes; Mucorales; Radiomycetaceae
Product: 3-isopropylmalate dehydrogenase
Exons: 3
Coding region: 72-1196 (374 amino acids)
Biological process (GO): L-leucine biosynthetic process
Cellular component (GO): cytosol
Molecular function (GO): 3-isopropylmalate dehydrogenase activity; magnesium ion binding; NAD binding
Source: RefSeq, a predicted model, not a curated record
CUUCAAAAGGUUUUAGUGUUUUCCCACCCUUUCUUUUUCUCUUUUUCAUCGGUUUCCCGUUUUAUCUAAUCAUGACUGCUAAGAAGAUUUCCAUUGUGUGUUUGCCUGGUGAUGGUGUCGGCCCUGAGGUCGUUGGUGAGGCCGUCAAGGUCUUGAAGUUGAUUGCUUCUAUCCGCGCCAAAGCAUUGAACGUCGAGUUUGAUUUUACCGAUGAACUCAUUGGUCUUGCCGCCCUUGAAAAGACUGGUGAACCCUUGCCUGAAUCUGCGCUGGAGGCAUGCAAGGCCGCUGAUGCUAUUCUUUUGGGUGCUGUGGGUGGUUUGCCCGGUGCCAAGAUCGGCAACGGUCCUCGUCCCGAACAAGGUCUCUUGAAGUUGCGCAAAUCGCUCGAUUUAUAUGCCAACUUGCGUCCCGUGACCUUUGCCUCUGACAGCUUGACCAGUUUGUCGCCUUUGAAGGAUCACAUCGUGCAAGGUACCGAAUUCGUGUUUGUUCGUGAAUUGGUCGGUGGCAUCUACUUUGGUGAACGCAAAGAAGCCGGUGAAGACGGCAAAGCUUAUGAUACCCUUCCUUACUCGGCCGAAGAAGUUCAGCGUGUCACUCGUCUCGCUGCUUUGCUUGCCAGAAAGCAGAACCCCGUCGGUAAAAUUCACUCCAUUGACAAGGCCAAUGUGUUGGCCACUUCGCGUUUGUGGCGCAAGGUGGUCACCGAGACCUUGGACAAGGAGUUCCCCGAACUCGAAUACGAGCAUCAUUUGGUGGAUUCGGCUGCCAUGGCCAUGGUGGCUAACCCUAAGCGUUUGAACGGUGUGGUGUUAACGGAAAACAUGUUUGGUGAUAUCUUGUCCGAUGAAGCUUCGGUCAUCGUUGGUUCCCUUGGUUUGCUUCCUUCAGCUUCGCUUAACGGUUUGCCCGAUGGUAAGAGCAAGUGUGUUGGUUUGUACGAACCUAUUCACGGCUCGGCUCCCGAUAUCGCAGGUCAGAACGUUGCCAAUCCCAUUGCCACCAUCCUCAGUGCCGCUUUGCUCCUCCGUUACUCUCUUGGUUUUGAACAGGAAGCUCAGGCUAUCGAAACCGCGGUUCGACAAGUCUUGGAUAAUAACGUCCGUACUCGCGAUCUCAAGGGUACUGCCUCCACCACCGAAGUCGGUGAUAAGAUUGUCGAAGCUUUGACUCCCAUUUUGGAACGUUUGUAAAGAAGAAAAAACCUUAAAAUUUUCGCAUCAACCAAUAACAAUCACAUCAUUUUUUUUUCCUCCCCUCUCUCGGUAUGCAUGAUUCGCCACUUGUUGUAAUGACAGUGACACAAAUGCAUGCUCUCCGGAGGUGAAUGUCCUCCUAAUUUCCCACACCUCCUAUAGAUCCACAGAAAAAUAAAAAGCUUUUGUGUUUACAGAUUUUUCAUGCCCA